Molecule: messenger RNA, 393 nt
Organism: Necator americanus (New World hookworm)
Lineage: Eukaryota; Metazoa; Nematoda; Chromadorea; Rhabditida; Ancylostomatidae
Exons: 3
Coding region: 1-393 (130 amino acids)
Source: RefSeq, a predicted model, not a curated record
AUGCGGAUAUUGCUACUUUUUGGAUUCCUAACAACAGUGUACUCGCUCAAAUGCACGGAUAUGAUGAUUGGAAUUGCAAACGGUACCUCGUUCAACUUCAAAAAUACGUUACGUUGUCCAGAUACAACGAAGUGGUGUAUGAGCAUAAACGGCAGCUUCUACUCUCCUUUAUACUCACUUGAUGGACGAUUGGGGAACUGCGAAACCAACGGUUUCAUCGGAGCCAUAGUGAAUGCUGCAAAACCGAUCGAUAUAUCAUGCAAGGCAGUUGGUUGUACGAAUUUCCCGUUGGUCAACGUGACAAGAUGUUGCUGCAAUACAGAUAACUGUAAUUCUGCUUUUUCCCUUAGCACAUUUUUCUCAACAGUUUUACUGUUAAUAAUAUAUUUGUAG